Molecule: messenger RNA, 2839 nt
Organism: Sphaerulina musiva SO2202
Lineage: Eukaryota; Fungi; Ascomycota; Dothideomycetes; Mycosphaerellales; Mycosphaerellaceae
Exons: 1
Coding region: 298-2673 (791 amino acids)
Molecular function (GO): GTP binding
Source: RefSeq, a predicted model, not a curated record
AUUUCCCAUUGAUUGGAGGGAGGAAGCUCGGCGCCUCUGUUGCCUUGCCUUAACCUUGCCUUGCCGUUACCGUACUGACGACCACGACAUCUCUCCGCAACGAAGACAGUCCCCACGACGAUCCUACCGCGCCCGCAGCGUCCCGUCGAACCAUACUCCACCACACGUUGUUUCAGACGCCGUUGUCCAGAGGCAAUCGCUCGAAAGACCACCGCAGUGCACGCUGAGCUGAGCUGACCAGCGACACGGCAGUGGAAGACCGCAUGUCCCUACCUCGUAUUACCGGUGGCAGCUGCGAUGAACUCGGCACAAAGCGCUGAUCUAGGAGUCGCAAAGGCGAAGAAGAGUACUAGACCUCCGGUCCCAGGGAGAUCGCUAGGACCCACGACCUUCCUUCUGAAGACGGAGAAGGAGCUCGUGGACACAGUCGCCCAGAGAGGACGUAAGAAGGCAAGAGGCACUGUAGUGUCAGCCGAAGACCAGCGGCAGACCUCUGUAGACAGCAUGGCAGACAGCUCGUGCGGCAUUCAGAGCCUAGACGAGGCCAUGAAUGAGGCAAACACUCUGUCGAGGACAAACAGCAACAGCAGUGCGCAGUCGUCUGACUCCCAUGGCGAACUGUCGCCUGCACGUGGCAAGAAGCGCAAGUCGGGCAAUCGUGUGCACCCCACGAUUCUCGCAACUGGCCAGCGACUGAUAUCUCAUGAUCGAACCUCUUCCGUCGUAUCGCCAACCGUCUUAGACUCUCCCUCUUCCAAGAACCUACUGUUCAGGAGACUCUCUGGUACAUCGGCCAACAUGAGUGCCCCACUGACGCCGAUGAAGCUGAGCCCGCACCGCGGAGCAGUAUCUCCAAGCACACCUCGAUCGGGGUCUCCAAAGUCCUUCAGGCUGAGUGAUGAAGAGAUUAGCGUAAUGGAUGACAUUGCCAUCUGCUCUUCCAGUAGCGACGACGAACAUCUUCACGAUGUCGAACGGACGCCGCAGCUUGUUAUGCCAAGUUUAUCCAUGCCAGUGCGGCGACCCUUCACAGAGCAAGGCAGACGUAUCGGCAGAGCGAAAAUCAUGGUUGUUGGCCCGAAACGGGUUGGCAAGACGAGCUUCAUACACGGCCUGUUCAGAUCCAGUGAACAUAUAGUGCACAUGGAUCAGGUCACACCUAGCGUUCCCAGUCAGUCAUCCUUUGCCACGGCGAGCUCACAUUAUAUGCCCACCACCAUGUUCAACGAAAUUGGAGCUUCAACGCGACCAUAUCCGUCUUGGUGGACGAAUAUUGAGAGUCGACACCUGCAUCAUCGCAGGAUGAGCCUCGGAGAAGCUGUCCUCGAGCGAAAUCUCACUUUCAUCGAUACGCCGGGACUUGAGAGCGAUGACCAGAUACAGCAGGUCUUGAACCACGUCAGGCUGACGCUUCGCCGCGCGGCACACCUGGAAAGCAUGAGCGAUAGUGAGCUCGUCAGUCUGCUUAGUGGCGACGGCGGAAUCCAGCUCGACGCUGUAGUAUACCUAUUCGAGCCGGUGGCGCCACAGAACAACGAUGACUCUGCAGAUCUGAGUGCUGCCCACGAGGAGAUGCUACAAUAUUUUGGCAAGUGGACAAAUCUAAUACCUCUGAUCGCACAAGCAGACACUUUGUCAGCAGAUGCGCUAGCCAGCAGGAAACUUGAGGUGGCCCAAACAUUAGAGCAGCUUCAGAUACCACGUUUCGAGCUGGCAGAGUCACCAAUUGGCGAGACUGCUCAGACUUAUCCGCUCGGAGUCUCGGUUGCGACGGGCGACGACGCUGAAGAAGUGGAUGCCAGUGUUCUCAUGUCAUCACAAUAUUUGCAGCCACUGAUUCCCAGCGACCUCGGCUUUUUCGCAGACAGUUUACUAAAGCCCUCCAAUAUCGCCCGCAUGCGACAUACCUCAGCGACAAAGUUCAUUCUCUGGCGGCAGCAACACGGAGUCGAACACAUCGACUUGGAAAAGCAAAUGCUGUUGCAGUCGCCACAGCUUGGCUACCACAGCCGUGUUACUAGCACAGGCAGUCUUCUGGACGAGCCUAGCAAGGUCCUCGUGCCGCAUUCCUCGUCAAGUUACUACAGAUCAGCCUCACCGGCCAUCUCUGAUUUCUCUGGACAAUUUGGGCAGGGUACAGGCGCUUCCACACAAGCCCUAGCACGAUAUAACGAGCAGACCCAAGCUCAGCAGCCAAAUGAGCCAUUCCGACAAGUGCGACUUGCUAAAUGGGCGCAAGACCUGCAGCGUAGUCUCAACAACGAGCGGCGCAAGUACGAGCAGCUUUACACCGGCAAUCCUGCCGGUUGGCCUUCUACUGACAGCGAGAAAAAUGAGCAGGCUCUUGUGCCGACCAAGGAUACCCAUAGCUCGAGAAGAGGUCGUCUGGGCGGCGAUAUCAGCGUCUUCGAUCCACGAGAUCCUCUUGGUGUGCUUACUCUCACUCAGACUUUCAGACAGCGUGGCUAUGCCGUCCUUCAAGUUGUUGGCAGUGCUGGUCUGCUAGGCGCAGCAGCAUACUGGGUUGUGAGAAAUUGGUCCGAAGUGCAGGAGUUCCUUGGCAUCGGCCAGCAAACUAUGGUGACCAGCACUGCGAUUCCGCCCCCAACUGCAAAGACUGGACAUUGGCUGGACGAGGAGUAUCUGAAGGCGUUUUUCGGAUGGGCAAGAUAGGCACUAUGCUGGCAGGACUAAUGACUGUUGCGCGGCGGUCAAUUAUGCGCUGGAUGGACAGGCCCACGGUCAUGGAGAGGAGACUAUACUCCAACAUAACUGUUGUAACAGCCAGAUUACCCAUAGUUCAACAUCCGUCCCACUUCAGGACUACAUUGAAACUCAC